Molecule: messenger RNA, 959 nt
Organism: Spizellomyces punctatus DAOM BR117
Lineage: Eukaryota; Fungi; Chytridiomycota; Chytridiomycetes; Spizellomycetales; Spizellomycetaceae
Exons: 2
Coding region: 76-822 (248 amino acids)
Source: RefSeq, a predicted model, not a curated record
AUUCACGUACCCAGUGCAAUUAGCGGCAGAAAACUCGGCUCAGUUGGGAGUAGACUACUAACCAACGUGCCCACUAUGGAGUUUAACUUGACACUGAAAACGCCCUAUCGGCGCUUUAUGACGACCGACCGGUUCCGGAUAACUGCUUCCCAAGGCUUCGCCCGAAUUCAACACACACGUUACGACCAAGAUGCACUGGGAGUUGUCGUCCCAAUAGGUGGAGACCCACCGCCCACUCCAACCACCGCUAGCGCCAACCUCGUUGUCGACAGUGAAGUCCUCGUUCCAGACCAAAACCGCAAACUCGGUACCGAAAUUACUUAUAUCACCACAGGUGCCCUCACAUCCUACGUCCUUCUCUUGGCAGGAUCGCAAACAUGUAUUGACCGCGAAGUAACCCUUGAACUGGUCCGGACAUCGUCCAAAACGUCAAUACUAAAAACGAUAAUGUCGCUGUCCAACAACACCGCACCUAAUCCGGAAGUUUGGUCCAAGCAUCGGGACUGGCAUUUGAGAACGUUUGGGCUAGGAACGGAUGUACAACCUACGCCACAGGAAGUUAAUGUCCGAGGACGGUUGGCUCGAGGGCAAUUUUUGGCGGAUGUAGAUGGAUUUAUGAGUGUCGCCAAGAGUUUUGAGGAGGUAGAGCAGUUUCUGGAACGCACAGUUGAUCGGUAUGUCAAAGUCUUCCGGUCCGUGCUAGAUAAGCAAGAUGAUGGGCCACUAAGUUUGAAGCAAUUGGCGUAUGCAUCGUGCCUGGCGCGGGAUCGCCGGGAAAUUGACGGUAUGGUGGAUGAGGGACAAAUGGGACCUGUCUUUUGAAUAUUUUAUCGGCGUAAGAAUAGAAUAAUUUGGGGUGGGUAUGAACAUGGGCAGAAUAUAGUGUGGAGGUGAUUGAAAAUGGCACUAAGACCCAUUAUUAUCCGGAUAAUCCAGUUAAUCAUAUCGCAUAAUCAGCA